GUAAUGAAUUGGUACCUAGUGAACUGGAUAGGUACUGCUGAACAGAGUUUGAAGUAAUAUUAAUUAUUUGAUCAAUAUUUUAUUAUCAUUAAAUAUUAUUAUUCUUCUGAUAAUUGGAAGUUAUUAUCAUUGCGACAUAGUGAUAAAAUUUAGUAGGUAUGUUGCGUCGAGGGUGCAAAUCUUUAAUUGAAAAAAACAUUAAGACAUCAGUUUUACAACGUGCCCAAAAUCGUUCUACUUUAGCUCAAGAACCUCAGAAGCCAUGCAUUGUAACAGAAGUGCCAGGACCGAAGACGAAGGAAUUGCUAAGUCAGCUGUCUUCUAUGCAACAAGCUGGCUCAGUUCAGCUUUUCGCUGAUUACGACAAGAGCAUUGGAAAUUAUUUUGUGGAUGCAGAUAGCAACGUAUUCUUAGAUGCCUUCACUCAAAUAUCAUCCAUGCCUCUUGGCUAUAACCACCCUGAGUUAUUAAGUGCAUUUGAUGACGAACAUAAUUUAAAAGAAUUAAUCAAUCGGCCAGCCUUAGGUGUUUUCCCUUCAACUCAAUAUCCAGAUAGACUCAGAAAGGUUUUGAUGUCUGUGGCACCACCCGGCCUGGAAGAAGUUUCGACGAUGAUGUGUGGUUCAUGUUCAAAUGAAAAUGCUUUUAAGGCAGUGUUCUUCUGGUACCGUACAAAGCAACGGGGAGGUCGCUUGGACUUUACCCCGGAAGAGAUGAGUUCUUGCAUGUUGAAUCAGGUGCCUGGGUCACCAAAGCUGUCAAUUUUAUCAUUUAUGGGAGGUUUUCAUGGGCGGACGCUCGGUGCUCUCUCAACAACAAGGUCGAAAGCCAUUCAUAAAUUGGACAGCCCUGCUUUUGAUUGGCCAGUCGCUCCCUUCCCGAGAUAUAAAUAUCCACUUGAUCAACAUCAAACCGAAAAUCAUCAAGAAGAUAACAAAUGUCUUGAACAAGUUGCUGACGUUAUACAGCAAUAUAGCAAAAAGCCUAACCCAGUUGCCGGCGUUCUGGUAGAGCCAAUUCAGUCUGAAGGUGGCGAUUACGAAGCUUCACCCGAAUUCUUCCGGGGCUUGCAGAAGAUUUGCAAAGAGAACGGCGUGGCUCUAAUAAUUGACGAGGUGCAGACGGGCUGUGGUCCCACGGGAAAGAUGUGGUGCUAUGAACACUUCAACUUGCCGUCGCCCCCGGAUCUGCUCACUUUUAGCAAGAAAAUGUUAACUGGAGGUUUCUACUAUCAUACCGAUUUUAGAGCUCCGCAGCCGUAUCGCAUCUUCAACACGUGGAUGGGCGAUCCAGGAAAGCUUAUCCUCCUCGAGAGAGUAUUAAACUUGAUCAAAACGCAAAAACUGCUCGACCUUGUCAAUGAAAGCGGCAAAGUGCUCAAGUCCGGCCUUCAUCAGUUGGAGAGUGAAUAUCCGCAUCUCAUAAAUAGCGUGCGGGGGCGGGGGACAUUUUUAGCUUUCAAUGCUCCGAGCACGGAGUGUAGAGACGCGAUUACUACACAAUUAAAGAAGAAUGGUGUUAUCGGCGGAGGAUGUGGUGAUAACGCCAUUCGGCUAAGACCAGCGCUAAUAUUCGAGCCGAAACAUGCCAAUAUCUAUUUGGAUAUAUUGCGAAAAUCGUUGAAAAAUAUUUCCAAAUAAAACAUUCCUUUUCUAUGUGCAUUAUUUAGUCUAGAACUUAGAUCAUUUAUACGUCUAGAUAGAUUAUGACAGCUGAGAAAACGUCGAAAAAUAUUGAGUUUAGAGUUAACCUCCAUUUUGAGCAAUGCACUCACACUAACACAGUGUUAUACUUAACGAGAGUGUAAGACGUAGCUUGUCACGCACACUAAAAUACCUGUUUUUAUCUUUUUCUAACACCCAGAUAGUAAAAAAAAAAUAUUGAAGUAGGCGUUACUUUGCGGAAAUCCAUAAUUAUACAAAUGAUUUAAGUUUUCUUUAGUGUUAAUUCCGCCAAUAUUUGUUUUUAAACAACACGUGUUUCGCCUCUACCAGUGGCACUAGACCAGUGGUCUCGUGCCAGAUUUUGGCGAUACAAUACGUCCUGAGGAUGCCUCGUGUAGAGGCGAAACGUGUCGAAUUGUUUAAAAACAAAUAUUGGCGGAAUUAACACUAAAGAAAACUUAAAUCAAUUGUAUAACCAAGAUAGUACGACGAUCUAGACGUAUAAAUUAUCUAUGAUCUAUUGUGCCAUAUUAUUUUGUUAUAUUGUUUAUUUUAUCUUUGUUAAGUUUAAUUUAUUUAUUUAAUAUAAUAUUUAUGUAGAAUAUCGGCUACGAGUUAAUAAUAAGCAAUCCACAAUUCAUAAUAAUAUGUGGUGACUCAUUCCUUAGAGUCAUAUUUAUAAUCAUUGUCAAUGUGCCACGAUAAUGUCUUCCAUUUAUACUUAUGCAUUCUUGUUAUUUAUUAUAGAUAUUAAAGUAUGUAUAUGUGACUACA
This is a messenger RNA of Leptidea sinapis, 2438 nucleotides long. It is a transcript of the gene Gabat, whose product is annotated as 4-aminobutyrate aminotransferase, mitochondrial. The transcript is spliced from 9 exons. Gene Ontology annotation, biological process: GABA catabolic process. Gene Ontology annotation, molecular function: pyridoxal phosphate binding. Gene Ontology annotation, cellular component: mitochondrion. The coding region runs from base 159 to 1640 and encodes 493 amino acids. The record is from RefSeq and is a predicted model, not a curated record. NCBI's taxonomy places the organism in Eukaryota, Metazoa, Arthropoda, Insecta, Lepidoptera, Pieridae.